GGACUGUGUGUGUCUGGCUGUAGUUGACUCGAGGCGUCGAGAAGGCGCCGGAGACCCGUGUGAGGGGCGACCAGGAGGCGGUGGCCGUGGCUGUGAGAAGGAGCCGCAGAAACAGCAGCAGCGGCGGAGACGGCAGCCCUGAAAUGCAUUUUCCUUUCCAGCGGCCAUGUUAACCAGGAAACCUUCGGCCGCAGGUCCCGCCGCCUACCCGACGGGCCGAGGAGGGGACAGCGCCGUGCGUCAGCUUCAGUCUUCCCCCGGGCUUGGUGCUGGAGCCCCCCGGAGCGGAGUGGGGACUGGCCCUCCCUCCCCCAUCGCCUUGCCACCUCUUCGUGCUAGCAACGCUGCUGCCGCAGCCCACUCGGUUGGUGGCAGUAAGCACACAAUGAAUGAUCACUUGCACGUGGGCAGUCACAGCCACGGACAGAUCCAGGUUCAGCAGCUGUUUGAGGAUAACAGUAACAAAAGGACAGUGCUCACAACACAACCAAAUGGGCUUCCAACAGUGGGUAAAACGGGAUUGCCAGUGGUGCCAGAGCGGCAGCUGGAGAGCAUUCACAGACGGCAGGGGAGCUCUACCUCUCUGAAGUCUAUGGAAGGCAUGGGGAAGGUGAAAGCCACCCCCAUGACACCUGAGCAGGCAAUGAAGCAAUACAUGCAAAAACUAACCACCUUUGAACACCAUGAGAUUUUCAGCUACCCUGAAAUUUAUUUCUUGGGUCCAAAUGCAAAGAAACGCCAAGGCAUGACAGGUGGGCCAAACAACGGUGGCUAUGAUGACGACCAGGGAUCAUAUGUGCAGGUGCCCCACGAUCAUGUGGCUUACAGGUACGAGGUCCUGAAGGUCAUUGGGAAGGGAAGCUUUGGGCAAGUGGUGAAGGCCUACGACCACAAAGUCCACCAGCAUGUGGCCCUCAAGAUGGUGCGGAAUGAGAAGCGCUUCCACCGGCAGGCUGCAGAAGAGAUCCGAAUCCUGGAACACUUGCGGAAGCAGGACAAGGACAACACCAUGAAUGUCAUCCACAUGCUGGAAAAUUUCACCUUUCGCAACCACAUCUGCAUGACCUUCGAGCUGCUGAGCAUGAACCUCUAUGAACUCAUCAAGAAGAAUAAGUUCCAGGGCUUCAGCCUGCCUUUGGUUCGCAAGUUUGCCCACUCGAUUCUGCAGUGCUUGGAUGCUUUGCACAAAAAUAGAAUAAUUCACUGUGACCUUAAGCCCGAGAACAUUUUAUUAAAGCAGCAGGGUAGAAGCGGUAUUAAAGUGAUUGAUUUUGGCUCCAGUUGUUAUGAGCAUCAGCGUGUCUACACAUACAUUCAGUCGCGUUUUUACCGGGCCCCGGAAGUGAUCCUUGGGUCCCGGUAUGGGAUGCCCAUUGAUAUGUGGAGCCUGGGCUGCAUUUUAGCAGAGCUCCUGACAGGCUACCCCCUCUUGCCUGGGGAGGAUGAAGGGGACCAACUGGCUUGUAUGAUUGAACUCUUGGGCAUGCCCUCCCAGAAACUGCUGGAUACGUCCAAACGAGCCAAAAAUUUUGUGAGCUCCAAGGGUUACCCCCGUUACUGCUCCGUCACAACUUUGUCUGACGGCUCUGUGGUUCUCAAUGGAGGCCGUUCCAGGAGGGGAAAACUGAGGGGCCCACCUGAGAGCAGAGAGUGGGGGAAUGCACUGAAGGGGUGUGAUGAUCCCCUUUUCCUUGACUUCUUAAAACAGUGUUUAGAAUGGGAUCCUACGGUUCGCAUGACUCCUGGCCAGGCUUUACGGCAUCCCUGGCUGAGGAGGCGGCUGCCAAAGCCUCCAACCGGGGAGAAGAUGGCAGUGAAACGCAUAACCGAGAGCACUGGUGCUAUCACGUCGAUUUCCAAGUUACCUCCACCUUCCAGCUCAGCUUCCAAGCUGAGGACUAAUUUGGCACAUAUGACAGAUGCCAAUGGGAAUAUUCAGCAGAGGACAGUGUUGCCAAAACUUGUUAGCUGAGCUCGAAUCCCCUGAUGCUGGUAAUCUGAAAGAUACGACAUUUCUGAGCCUUAUUGGGUUGAAAAGGAGAAGCUCAGACCUGUUUUUAUUUGCUCAAUAAUUUUACUCAUUUGUAUCUUUUCAGCACUUAUUUUAACGUAAGAAAGUUGUUCAUUUUGUUUUUAUAAAAUACAUGGGGACAGUG
Molecule: messenger RNA, 2156 nt
Organism: Orycteropus afer afer
Lineage: Eukaryota; Metazoa; Chordata; Mammalia; Tubulidentata; Orycteropodidae
Gene: DYRK2
Product: dual specificity tyrosine phosphorylation regulated kinase 2
Biological process (GO): peptidyl-serine phosphorylation; peptidyl-threonine phosphorylation
Cellular component (GO): nucleus
Molecular function (GO): protein serine/threonine/tyrosine kinase activity; protein serine/threonine kinase activity; ATP binding
Source: RefSeq, a predicted model, not a curated record